UCCCCCUCUUAUAAAGCUACAUUUCCACUCAUCUUCUUCAAAAUCCAAUCUUUUGCCAGAUCUACCUCUCCAAAAAUGUCAAAUUUCCCCUUCUCCCCGUCGGCAUCCACUGCAGCGCUCCUUCUCCUCUUCUUCCUCUCCAUCUCCAUGCCGACCCCCAUUUCUUCCAACAAUCUUACUACUAGACGAAACCUGCAUUCCUUCAACAGUAAAGAAGAUCUCGACGACUCUCCCAUUCCGAAAUCGAUAUCCCCUACUAAGAAGAAACCCGUCUUAGAUUUCCCAGAACCAAAGAACAAAACCAAAUCCUUCAAGCCCAAAGCAACAAAUUCCACUUCUUCCUCCUCAUCCAAGAUCAGCAUAAUUCUCUCAGUCGACACCACCACUCCCACCAAAUCCAAGCUUAACAAAACCGUCACCAUUUCCCCUGCCGUCACCAAGAACAAGCCCAAUAAAAUCUCCAUCGCCGGCGAACUCAGCGCCAUCUCCAUUAGCAAGUUCAAGCUCAAUAAAACCAGCAGCGCCGCGAAGAAGAACGUCACUAAAUCCAAUCUCAACAAAAUCGCCCUCCUCAAAUCCAAUUCCACCAAAACACAGCAAUUUAAAUCUCUAAAUCCUACCCCCAAAAUCCAGAAAAAGCUCGAUGCCAAAGAUCCGCCCCCUUCUAAACCCCAAUCCAAUACCAAAUUGAAGCCACUGGCUUCCCCGGAGAACUGGCUCGACGAUGCCGACAGCACUGGCGCCGGCGAAGACGGAGAUGACUUGAUCUCCGACUUCCGCGAUCUCCCCUCUCGCCUCCACUCCACCCUCUUCCCCGACCUCGAGAAGCUCUCGACCACUUCGAAGCUCUACCUCUCCAAAACGCACCGCGAGAUCGCCGCCGGCGUAAAACCAUUUGUCGGAAACAAAUACGCCCCUUCGAUCGCCUCCGCCACGUCCUCGGCCCUCCUCCUCCUUCCCCUGCUUUUAGUCACCGCCCUCUUCCGUCACCUCCUCCGCACCGGCAGCUCCGCCUCCCUCCACCGCGCCCUUCUGUUCGUCCAGGCUUACCUCGCCAUCUACUUCGCCACGCUCUCGCUCACCGCCGUCAUGACGGGACUCGAGCCUCUCCGGUUUUUCUACGCCGCAUCCCCGGCAGCUUACGCGUGGACACAGGCGGUUCAGACGUUUGGCUACGUGGUGUACCUCGUCGCGCAGCUAAUCGCACUGGUAGUCGCGUUCUCCGCCGGCGAGGAGGAGCACAAGACGGGGAAAAUGGUGGGCCUGGCUCAGAUGCUACUGGGUUUAUCAGUGGGAAUGCAUUAUUAUAUUACGGUGUUUCACCGCGCCGUGACCGGAGAAGCGCCGCGGGCAAACUGGAAGGUACACGGGAUUUACGCAGCCUGCUUCAUCGUGAUAUGCGGAUUGGGCCGGGCCGAGCGCCGCAAGAAGGCCUAUUUGCACGGCGUCGGUGGGGAUGAUAGUAAGAAAAGCUAAGGUUGAGGUGUUUUCUGUGAUUUCAAUUCUCACAGGGGGUCCUUUGGAUAAUUCGUUAAAUUUCUUAUAGCUGUCCUGGUUGGGAGAAUCCCCUUGGAUCUAGCAUAGGGUAUUUAUUUAUUUAACUAUUUGUAUUGGAGAGAGUGAUAAAUUAUGAAUGUAAUUCCAAAAUAAAUUCUAAAUGUUUGAAUAAAGAGUAGAAUAAUAGAGAGCAAUGUGGAACAUAAAUAAUAUAUAUUUUAUGGAGACACCACAU
Messenger RNA from Dendrobium catenatum, 1732 nucleotides. RefSeq lists its product as uncharacterized. The record is from RefSeq and is a predicted model, not a curated record. Bases 76 to 1476 code for a protein of 466 amino acids. NCBI's taxonomy places the organism in Eukaryota, Viridiplantae, Streptophyta, Magnoliopsida, Asparagales, Orchidaceae. The transcript has a single exon.